AUGGCUAGUAUUUCACAAAUCAGACGACUCGCAACCCAGGUCCCACCCAAGGUUACUUCUUUAAGAAUUGGGAUGAUUCCCGCGGAUGGUAUAGGUCGGGAAGUUCUGCCGGCAGCUCGACAAGCAUUAGAAGCGCUAGGAUCUGAUAUUCCUAAGCCUCAAUUCGUUGACCUUGAUGCUGGUUUUGAGUUUUUCACUAGGCAUGGCAUUGCGCUCCCAGAAGAGACGGUUGAAGCACUAUCUAAUGACUGCAAUGCAGCCAUGUUUGGUGCUGUUAGUUCUCCCUCGAGAAAAGUGACGGGAUACUCUUCGCCAAUCGUCGCAUUGCGGAAGAAACUUGACCUAUAUGCAAACAUCCGCCCAGUAUCCUCAGUAAAGGGUACACCUGGCCCAGAUGUAGACAUGGUAGUCGUACGGGAAAACACUGAAUGUCUAUAUGUCAAGCAAGAGAAGAUCGAGGAUGGACUGACUGGCAAAGAGGCUCGUGCAACACGUCUGAUCACCGAGUACGCCUCCCGUAAGAUAGGAAAGAUGGGUUUUGAGGUCGCAUUAGCUCGAGGUGGUCGACGGGGCAAGCCUCCGACCUUGACUGUGGUUCACAAAUCGAAUGUUCUCUCAGUAACAGAUGGUCUGUUUCGUGAGACAGUACGUGCAGUACCUACGCUCCCCGAAGUCGCUGGGAAGUACGACGGAGUAACUGUGAACGAGCAAUUAGUGGAUAGUAUGGUUUACAGGAUGUUCCGCGAACCACAGGAAUUUGAUGUCGCAGUUGCGCCCAAUAUGUAUGGCGAUAUUAUCUCCGAUGCUGCCGCGGCUCUCGUUGGGUCCCUUGGGCUCGUGCCCUCUGUAAAUGCAGGUGACUCGUUUGUGAUGGGCGAGCCUGUCCAUGGUUCAGCCCCCGAUAUUGCUGGAAAGGGGAUUGCGAACCCCAUUGCGGCAAUUAGAUCCGCUGCGUUGCUUCUUUCCCACCUGGGAUAUCAUGCCCCUGCCCAACGUAUCAAUAAUGCAGUGGACGAGGUGCUUCGCGAGGGUCAAUUCAUCACACCGGAUCUGGGAGGAAAGAGCACGACGAGCGAGGUCACAGAUGCUAUCCUGAAGAAGAUCUGA
This is a messenger RNA of Rhizoctonia solani, 1107 nucleotides long. RefSeq names its product Isocitrate/isopropylmalate dehydrogenase. The transcript is spliced from 10 exons. Gene Ontology annotation, cellular component: mitochondrion. The record is from RefSeq and is a predicted model, not a curated record. Gene Ontology annotation, molecular function: NAD binding; magnesium ion binding; isocitrate dehydrogenase (NAD+) activity. Gene Ontology annotation, biological process: tricarboxylic acid cycle; isocitrate metabolic process. Lineage: Eukaryota; Fungi; Basidiomycota; Agaricomycetes; Cantharellales; Ceratobasidiaceae. Bases 1 to 1107 code for a protein of 368 amino acids.